Molecule: messenger RNA, 552 nt
Organism: Saccostrea echinata
Lineage: Eukaryota; Metazoa; Mollusca; Bivalvia; Ostreida; Ostreidae
Exons: 2
Coding region: 4-552 (182 amino acids)
Source: RefSeq, a predicted model, not a curated record
AAUAUGUCCUUUAAGUUACCUGAGCCCAUUGAGGCUGAGAGAUCUGGGAAAAGAACAGCAAGAGAUCUUGAAGAGGAAAAUGGUUCCAGCUUGGAAGAUGAAACACUAAGCUCCAGUAAGGAAUCCUUGCUGCCUAGGAAAAAACGUGCACCAUCAAAUUUUUCCGAGUUUUGUACAUGGAGUGAGCAUGAUGAUGAAGCAGAUUCAAACUGUUUGAAGAGUCAACUCACAAGUUCUAAGAAAGGAAACUUUUCAGCAAGUCAAUGGGCCUAUAAAGAUCUUAUGUACUUAAAUAUCUUUUAUGAGGAUUUCCCAGAACCCUUGGAAAAAUUUAUUAAAGAUGUGAAGGAUGCUUUUAGGAAAGAGACAGGUUUUUCUCCUGAUCCCAGCAAAAUUACCACCUUUCUCAAGAAACAACUUGAAAAAAGUUUGACAUUUUCAUAUGAAGUAAGAAAAAUUGAAACAACAGAGAGGGAAAAUGUAAUAAAAGAGAUCAAGGAAAAUAUCGAAAGGGCAUGGAAAAUGUGUGAUGUACUACGAGAUAACACGUAA